Messenger RNA from Dictyostelium purpureum, 1593 nucleotides. RefSeq lists its product as uncharacterized. Lineage: Eukaryota; Evosea; Eumycetozoa; Dictyosteliales; Dictyosteliaceae. The transcript is spliced from 6 exons. The coding region runs from base 1 to 1593 and encodes 530 amino acids. The record is from RefSeq and is a predicted model, not a curated record.
AUGAGAAAAGUUGGAUUGCAAUUGAACUUGAUGGUUUACGAAAAAGUUCCUACAUUUAAAUCAAUUGCAACAACUGGUUUAAAACUCAAAAUCGUAAAUGAUGAAGCGGAUUUUUAUAAAUUAAAUAAUUCAGCUUUAAAGAAAUUAUGUUUAGGUUUAGGUGUUUCAAGAUCAAGUAGUAAUAGGAGAAUGGUUAUGUCAAUUUGUGGUAUAGAUCCAUUAUCUCAUUCAACCAACCCCAAUUUGUACUCAUUAUUAUCAGAAGCAAUUCAAAAAGAUACUCAAGAUCAUAUUCGUUGGUUAAACUCAAAAACUUGCAUCAAAAUUUUAAUUUACCAAAUCCUGCUCAAUCAACAUAAACCCAAACCAAUAGCCACACCCAAACCGAGGGGGCACACCCAAACCAAUAGCCACACCCAAACCAAUAGCCACAUCCAAACCAAUAGCCACACCCACACCAAUAACCACACCCACUCCAACAACCACAAAAUUAAAGAAACCACAAAUUCUACCCCAAUCGAUCAAUCCCCACAAGAAAAAAACAAAUAUGAUAGUACCUCAACAUUCCAUUAUUCCGCAUAUAGAAGCUUAUAUUGUUGUUCCGAAUAUUAUAAUAAUCGAGAUAAUUCUGGUCGUUCCUCAGUAACUCAAGAAAUUUUAAGUCAUUCCCCAAAGCAAUUUCUUGAAAAAAUCCAUGCCCCAAAGGAACCAUCACAAACAGAAAAUCUAUUUCCAUAUUCACCAUUCGACCACACCAGAGAAAGAAUGGAAAAAGAUAAAAUAGAAAAUGAACAACAAAAAGAAAAGGAAGAUAUGGAACAAUUAAAUAGAGAAACCCAAGAACGUAUUGAAAAAUUAGAAAAAGAAAGAAAAGAAAGAGAAUAUAGAGAAUCUUUGGAAAAACAAAGAUUAAUAAAAGAAAGACUUGAAAAAGAAAUUGAAGAAGCAAAGGAAAAGAAAAGAAAAUUAAGAGAAAAAAAAGAAAGAGAAAAAAUAGAAAAAGAACAAAAAGAAAGAGAAAAAAAAGAAAGAGAACAAUUAGAACGUACCCAAACAAUUUUAAAAGAAACAUUAGAAAGAGCAAUGGAAAGGGUACGUUUAGAAAACUUAGAAAGAGAAAGAUUAGAAAGAGAAAGAUUAGAAAGAGAAGAAAGAGAAGAAAGAGAAAAAGAACAACAAUUAAGAGAACAACAAGAAAGAGAGGAAAGAGAAAAUCAAGAAAGGGAACAACAACAAAGAGAACAACAAGAAAGAGAAGAAGCAGAACGUAGAGAAAACCAAGAUCCUUGCACUAUUUGUAUGGACACAAUUGAACCAAGCCAACUUGCUGCAAUCGAUUGUAACCACAUUUUUUGUUUCGAUUGUAUUAUGGAAUUGUCUUAUCGUCGUGAUAACACAUGUCCAAAUUGCAGAGCUCCAUUCUUUUUAGUAAGAAGUCAAUGGUUCAACAAACUAAGCCAACUUAGAGCAAGCUUCAACUCUACAAAAUUACGUUUAAAAAGUUCUCAAGGUUUAAAUAAUAAGUUCUCCCUAAUAUUUAUAAUUAUAAUCCUUUCUCUUUCGGUAUUAUCAGGUUGUUUCUCUCCAGUAUAA